ACUAUUCAUAUACUAUAUAUGUAUGUAUGUACAGUGAUGUAUGCAAAUUUUCUUUAUAAAUGCAGCAAGAGAAUUAACCAUUUAAUAAGCUUCUAUGAAUUAAUUCAAAAUGGCGAACUUUAAAAUUUUCCGGAGCAACUUAAAGCAGCCCUCCCGUUUAAUGCUAAUAUCUGUUCUAACCACUGGUGGUAAAAUGCACAGUCAUUGAAACCACAAAUUGAGCUUUGGGAAAAAAAAAUUUUGUCAAUACCUUCACUUACCGAAUUUCGAGUUGUUGUUGCACACAUUUUCCGCUGUAUGCACAGAUAGGUAUCGCAAAUAUCAUUAGGCUACAAUUUAAGCUAACUCGCCAAUAUCCCAGACGCGGAAAUUCUGUGCUCUAGUAGAGUGUAGUCGGCCAGCAUUCAGUGUGCUUGUAUUUUACUUUCGCCCAACAUGAAUUGGCAACGGGUUUUAGGCAUAACCAACGGCUUUUUGCUGCUCACCGGAUUUCAGCUGCACAGCUUUGAGGCCAAAACGCAACGGUUUCACAUAUCCCUGUGGGGUCUUGCAAAUUUCACCGCGCUAACAUUAUUCUACGUCAUCUGCUUUAAUCAGCACUUUUCGCGCUCGCCACUACUAAAGAUUUUCCACGAUGUGUCACCGUUUUUUUGGCAACUAAUACGCGUGCACCUCUUGCUGGGACUUAAGAUAUAUAUAUACCGUAUUUUUACAAUGGCCGUAGUGGGUCGUGCUUGCAAUGGCAUUUCAGGCGUUUGCACACGUGUGUUUGCGCAUAAAUUCAAAUUGGAGGAGGCGUUUGCUUACAUUUUGGUUUUCUCAACGUUUGCGAUCUCACUUUGUUUUGCUGUAUACAUUGCUUAUGAAAUGCAAUUUGAAUUGCCACCUUGGGAUAAUAUAUUCGUAAGUUUUGGCCUAUUCAUUCCGCAUUUCGCUUUAGCCGGUGCUUUAAAGCUGUAUACACUGAAUUGUUGGUUAUUGCGCGAGGAAUUGAGGCAGUUGAAAGUGGGGCUGCAGGACAUGCUGAUGGAGCAAUUAACAACUGACGUCCACAGUGUGGAAAACGGCAUUGAAAUGUCAACAAGUGUCAGCGCCACAAAUGCUUGUGUCAAAAUACCAGCGAAUAAUAUGCAAAAGGAAUUGGCGCAAUACCUUAAACGCUUUGAGCAGUUGGCUGCUGAAGUGGAGCUUGUGAGUGCAGCAUUAAGCAAAGAUAUGCUGCUGCUAUUUUUAAUGAAUAGCAUCUGUCUGCUUGCUGGUGUUUAUGCACUUGUGUACUUUCAAACAAGUUGGCAUUUACUGUUCUCUCCCCCGUGGAACCGUAUAUUCUAUGCCUCUAAUAUUGCUAUUUACGUGCUCAUCUUCUGGGAUUAUACUUGUUUAUGCACAAGUAUAUGGCUUCUCAAUAAAGUGAAAAUUCAGAUACUGGAUGUUGUUCAAGUAGCUAUAAAAUCGAAAGCGCGUUUUGAAAAGGCUGCUCGUGCUCUCCUGAAAGAUAUACGCAGCGCAUUGGCCAUAGAGCUGCGGUUGACUUUGUUUAAACUGGUGGAAGUAAACGCGUGUAGUUUAAUAAUGGUACACGUAAUCGUUGGCAUAAUAAUUUCCCUAGUCGUUGUCUAUCAAUACUUGAGUGAUCAAAUUAUUUCAAUACAUGCUCAGCUGGACACUGCUGACAGCGAUGAUUAGAAUUAAGCCAAACAUAUAAAUAAACUGAGUGUACCUAUGUGUAUGUAUCUGUUCUUUGUGAAGAUAAAGGCAGAAUAUAAUGAUUUCGUUUUAGUUGAAUAAAAAAAAUUAACUACAUUUUGACUUUUAAUACAAAGCUUCCGCUUCCGCAAAAAUCUUUCCUCUAUGCUGAAAUUCAGCAAAAUAUUAUAGUGAUGCCAUAUCUAAUAAUUAUUUAAUUAAUUUUGUUUAUAAUAUACAAAGGUAGAUAAAUAUGACUUCAAAAAUUAACAAUAAGGCAACUGAUAUUUAAGUUUAAAAACAUUAAAUUCACUGAAUAUUAUACAAAUA
This is a messenger RNA of Bactrocera dorsalis (oriental fruit fly), 2016 nucleotides long. RefSeq lists its product as uncharacterized. Gene Ontology annotation, cellular component: membrane. The transcript is spliced from 3 exons. Gene Ontology annotation, biological process: sensory perception of taste. Bases 436 to 1686 code for a protein of 416 amino acids. Lineage: Eukaryota; Metazoa; Arthropoda; Insecta; Diptera; Tephritidae. The record is from RefSeq and is a predicted model, not a curated record.